This is a messenger RNA of Dalotia coriaria, 2527 nucleotides long. Its product is annotated as prolyl endopeptidase-like. Gene Ontology annotation, biological process: proteolysis. The transcript is spliced from 10 exons. Bases 109 to 2334 code for a protein of 741 amino acids. NCBI's taxonomy places the organism in Eukaryota, Metazoa, Arthropoda, Insecta, Coleoptera, Staphylinidae. Gene Ontology annotation, molecular function: serine-type endopeptidase activity; oligopeptidase activity. Gene Ontology annotation, cellular component: cytosol. The record is from RefSeq and is a predicted model, not a curated record.
UAAACAAACAUUUUGCGCGCCUGUAACCGCGAGCACGGAUAAUCUGUGGAGUUGCGUCAAGCGCUAAAAUCCACUCCGCACGAUCGACGCGUUCGCCUUAUCUUACUGAUGUUUAUUGCAUUAAAAAAUUUCGGCGUUUUGCGUAGUCUCUCCCGAGCUAGAAAAAGUACGCACCUGAAAUAUUCCAACACGCGGCGUAAAACCAGCGAGCAGACGACCAAAAUGGUGUUCAAUUAUCCGGAGGCCCGACGCGAAGAUCUAGUGGAAGAUUAUCAUGGUGUUAAGGUUGCUGAUCCUUAUAGGUGGAUGGAAGAUCCAGAUUCAGAAGAGACUAAGCAGUUUGUCAAUGCCCAGAAUAAGAUAACACAGCCAUUCAUCAAUGAAUAUGAGUUCAAGGAGAAUAUCCAGAAGCAGGUGACCAAACUCUGGAAUUAUCCCAAGUGUUCAGCUCCAUAUAGAGAGGGGGAUCAGUAUUAUCAGUACAGAAAUACUGGCCUGCAGAAUCAGAGUGUUAUCUAUCAAUGGAAUGUGGAUAAUCCAGAAGCCAAAGUCUUCUUGGAUCCUAAUCUGUUGUCAUCUGAUGGAACCAUUGCACUUUCCGGGACAAAAUUCUCCAAGAAUGGCAAAGUUUUUGCCUAUGGCUUGAGUGCUAGUGGCUCUGAUUGGCUAGAGAUCAAAUUUCGUAAUGUUGAUACAGGUGAAGAUUACAAGGAGGUUUUGAAGAAAGUCAAGUUCAGUUCCAUGGCUUGGAUGCAUGACAAUGUGGGCUUCUUCUAUGGAGCUUACAUUAACAAAGAAGGCAAAGCUGAUGGUUCUGAGACUGAUUCCAAUGAGUUUCAUAAGUUGUAUUAUCACAAGUUGGGUACAGACCAAUCAGAAGAUGUAAUGGUUGUGGAAUUUGAAGAUCCUCAACUUAGAAUCAAUUCGUGUGUCAGUUAUUGUGGAAAUUACUUGGUAGUGACUGCAAUCAAAGGCUGCAAGAAUAAUUUGGUUUAUUUCGCCAAGUUAGACGGCGGUAUCACUGGAAAACUCCAACUUACUCCAGUUGUCACUGAAUUGGAAGCUGAUUAUGAAUACAUCACGAAUAACGAUACGAAGUUCUAUUUCCACACCAACAAAGAUGCGCAGAAUAAUCGUAUCAUUGUCAUCGACUUCAAUAAACCAGCCAAAGAAAACUGGCAGAAUUUAAUCCCUGAAGAUCCCAAGGAUGUUCUUGACUGGGGUAAACCAAUCAAUAAUGAUAAACUUGUCCUGUGUUAUCUUCGCGAUGUGAAACAUACAUUGUCCCUGCAUAAAUUGGAAUCCGGCGAGAAAAUCAUGGAUUUCGAUGUCGAUCUGGGAACGAUCAAUGGAACAUCAGGGAAACGUGAUCAUGACGAGAUGUUUUAUGGCUUUGGAUCUUUCCUCACGCCGAACACUAUUUAUAAAGUCGAAUUUUUAAAAGAUGGUGAAAUCAAACAGAGUGUGUUUCAUCAAACUAAAGUUGGCGAUCUGGAUCCCAGUCAAUACGUGAGCAAACAAGAGUUCUACAUAAGUAAAGAUGGCAGCAAAGUACCGAUGUUUAUCGUACACAAAAAGGAUUUUGUCCGGGAUGGAUCGCGACCGUGCAUGUUGUACGGUUAUGGCGGCUUCAAUAUCAAUAUCACCCCAUCAUUUUCGGUUUCGAGAUUGAUUUUCGUCAAUCAUUUUGAUGGCUGCUUUGUUGUAGCUAAUAUUCGUGGCGGCGGAGAGUAUGGUGAUAAAUGGCACAAUGGUGGUCGUUUUGCAAACAAACAGAACUGUUUCGACGACUUCCAAGUGGCUGCACAGUAUCUGGUCGAACAAAAAUACACGAAUUCUGAUAAGCUGGCGAUCCUGGGCGGUUCUAAUGGCGGUUUACUAGUAGCCGCCUGUAUUAAUCAAGCACCAAAUUUAUUCUCGACUGCUAUCUGCCAAGUUGGUGUAUUGGAUAUGUUGCGUUUCCACAAGUUUACGAUCGGCUAUGCUUGGAAAUCCGACUAUGGUUCAUCAGAAACAAAAGAAGGCUUUGAUUAUUUGUAUAAAUAUUCACCGCUGCACAACAUUCGUGUACCAGAAGGCGACACACAAUAUCCAUCUACAUUACUACUCACUGCCGAUCAUGAUGAUCGCGUCGUACCUCUGCAUUCUAUGAAAUUCAUCGCUGAAUUACAGCACACAGUCGGGAAAAGCCCGAAACAAACGAAACCGUUGAUGGUGCGCGUCGAAACGAAAGCUGGACACGGCGCUGGUAAACCAACAGCCAAAUUGAUUGAAGAAAUCACCGACACGCUGUGUUUUAUUGCUAAAACAUCGAAUUUGCAAUACAAAGAAUAAGAAUGGCCAUGUAACGCGAGAAACAAUUGAAAAUUGAACUCUUUCCGAACAAUUGUUUAUAAAUUUACAUUGGUUUGUAAACAAUUGUUGUAAAAACAUGUUUGCUCAGGAACUUUAAACGUUUGAAUAAGCCAUAUUAUCUAUAAGCGGGUUACUAUGCUAAAACUAACUAAUAAAGUGAAAUUUGAACAAA